Molecule: messenger RNA, 1080 nt
Organism: Vitis riparia (riverbank grape)
Lineage: Eukaryota; Viridiplantae; Streptophyta; Magnoliopsida; Vitales; Vitaceae
Product: vegetative cell wall protein gp1-like
Exons: 2
Coding region: 30-878 (282 amino acids)
Source: RefSeq, a predicted model, not a curated record
CGCAGAAACAACAACAUUAGAAGCUAGCCAUGGCCAUGGCUUCUUCUAGGGUUUCCUUGGCUUUCUCUCUUCUGUUAGGCACAACUCUCCUUCAUCUCAAUCCUGCCUUCGCCGAUGAGUUCUCUGGCGAGCUCUGCAUAGGCCACAAGUGCCAAAGACCUCCACCGCCACCUCCUAUCUCCAAACCUCCUGCUCCAUCUCCUCCUCCACCAACUACCCCACCAUCAUCCCCACCAACAACCCCCUCAAAACCACCAACAUCCCCGCCGCCAACGGCCCCCUCAAAACCACCAACAUCCCCGCCGCCAACGGCCCCCUCAAAUCCACCAACAUCCCCUCCGCCAACGGCCCCCUCAAAACCACCAACAUCCCAGCCGCCAACGGCCCCCUCAAAUCCACCAACAUCCCCGCCGCCAACAACCCCCUCAAGUCCACCAACAUCCCCGCCGCCAACAACCCCCUCAAGUCCUCCAACAUCCCCGCCGCCAACAGCCCCCUCAAAUCCACCAAGAUCCCCGCCGCCAACAGCCCCCUCAAGUCCUCCAACAUCCCCGCCGCCAACAACCCCCUCAAGUCCUCCAACAUCCCCGCCGCCAACAACUCCCUCAAGUCCUCCAACAUCCCCGCCGCCAACAACCCCCUCAAGUCCACCAACUUCCCCUCCGCCUGCCUCGCCCCCGAUUUCACCAGUCGUGCCACCAGUUUCGCAACCAGUUUCACCUCUACAGCCACCAGUUUUGCCUCCAGGCAUUGCGGUUGACCCGGCCUCCAGGCCAGGUCCUCCGCCGCAGCUGCCUCCUAGUCCUCCCUCAGUGGAGGAGGAGCCACCCUGCCCUCCACCACCACCUAUCCUUCUGACCCGGAAGCUUAAGCUUUAAUAGAGAAGCAUAUAGCUAGCAAUAGUACUACUAGGAUCCUAUCAAUAAAAGUAGUUAGUACGCAGCCGAUGUUUAAGAGAAAAAGAAGUCCAUGGAUGUACUGCUUGUAUCAUGUUUUUCUAUGAGGAUAUAUGCUUCUUUUUCUCUAAGUUAUGGAGGUAUUCCAUUUCAACAAAAGCACUAAUGUUUGCAUUUGGGAACA